AUGCCUAGAAGAACUUCUCUGGCUGAUCGCCAAAUCACCCCCUCAAACCGGAUGCGAGCGUACGCUGCGUGUACCGAAUGCAGGCGUCGUAAGCGCAAAUGCGACGGGGAAAGACCAUGCUCAUCCUGCAAGAAUUAUGGCUACAAAUGCUCCCUCGCAUCUACGAGGGAAGCCACUACGGGCGGUGGUUCCGUGUCCUCUCGACCGACACCUGUCGAUAACACCGCGGCCCCAUCACAAGCCAUUUCCUCUGAAGAAGUCGUUGUUAGCAAGGAACGAGGACGACUGGUUAAUGCUCACAGCGCUGCGGUAUAUCCGUUUCUUGUUGGUCGGGGGCUGGAUGCUGCAGAGCCUCCAAGACUGCAUUCCUACGCCUGGAAUCUUGGUCUCCAGCCAGAACGGCGAGGGACCGUCGAUACCCAGCUCUCCCAAUAUACCACCUUAGAAGAAUGCCGGCAGCUUGCCGCGAUGUAUUUCAAAACUGUUCAUUCCUUCUUCUCGUUUCUACGCCAAGAUGAUUUCUUGAUGCGGAUGGAGCAUGCCUGGCCAAACCUGGAGGAAAGCAGUAUAAACUUCGCCGCUGUCGUCGCAGGAGUCGCGGCACUGGGUUCUUUCUUCUCCCACCGACACCAUCCGCAGGAGGAGAACCUCAAGAAACACUGCGUCUCCAUCCUGGACCUGGCUUAUUCGACGCCUGCGAGCGCCAUUGACUUGGACUCUGUCUCUGGGCAGAUCCUCAGGACGUUAUAUGCUCGACUGACCACCCGGCCGGCAGUGGCCUGCUUAGCAAGCCAUAACGCAAUGCACAUGGUGGAAAUCAUGGGCUUACAUGCCUUGUUCUCUGCACCAAGUACACAGAAUCUCUCAGAGAAGAUCGGUCUCGGUAUCGAAGAGAUUAGAGAACGACGGAUGCUCUACUGGAUAACUUCAUUUCUGGACCAAUUGCUGAGCAUCGAGUAUGGGAUGACGCCGGUGGCUUUGUCUGUGCUAUCAAGUGCCCACACGGCUUCCCAUGAAGAAUCACCCAACGAGAACCUCCUAUCAUCUCUCACGAAGGCUCUAGCUUCUGUACACCAAGCCUCGAAAAACACAGCAGGCAUGAAAAUACUCGACGAUACCCUUCACCAACUUGACCAAAUACCAAACAUUUCACCCAUAGCCUCACUUUUCAAGGCUGAAGUGUGCCUAUGCCUGCUCCGGCAGUCCCCAGUCAACCAAGUAGCACGCAACGGCAACCCCGCGAGCGUUUCGAUAUUGAAAAAAGCCUUACAGGCUAUCCCUGAGCUCCUGCUCGCCAGGCAGCCCUGGUGGUGCUUGUCAACUGUUCCAUUCCAGACCGUUUGCGUAUGCUUGGCGGCAGACACACCUCUGUACCUGUCUCUUUUGCCCGAGAGCAUGAGCGCUCUCAGGGCCGUUGUCGACACCUUUGACUCGCACAUGACACGGGAGGCUUUGAGGACAGCACAGCAGUUGAUUGAGGCAUCGAGGGAGAACACCAUGUCCAAGCUGUCGUUCAAAUCCUCGGCGUUAGGUGAAGGCGCGGCGACCGCACACCUCCCAACGUCUUUUCUUUUCUUAUGCCUCGACCUGCUUGGAGGCGGCGGUCUCGGUGGGCUGGUUCUGGCCGAGGUACUCGGACUUCUUGAGCAUGUUCCACUUGUCCUCGUCGGCGUCGAGGUGGCGGAAGCAGAACCAGAAGAUGACACCGCCGACGAACGAGAUGCAGGCGACGGUGGUGUAGUUCCAGACGAGGAGGGGGUCGCCGGAGAGGGGCACAAAGGCCUGGCCGAUGGCGGCGGAGACGGCGCUCAUGAAGAGGUUGACGCUCAUGACGAGGGACUUCAUGUUCUCGGGGGCCUUGGAGAAGGCAUACUCGUACGAGGUGACAUUGGUGAGGAUCUCGGCGAUACCGACGAGGAUGUAGGGGAGGGACUGAGCCCAGACGUUGAUGGGGGCGGGGGGGCAGGUCUCGCCCGUCUUGGGGGACUUGCCGUCGGUGACGUACCAGCCGCAGUCGGGGUUCAUCUCGUAGAUGUAGUACUGCAUGACGGCGGCGGCGACCAUGGAGAGGGCGGCGACGAUGAAACCAGCGGUCAUACGCUUGAUGGGGGUGGCGGAGACGCCGAUCCUGCGGAGGCCGGGGUAGAGGAGGUGGUCGAAGAUGGGGACCAUGAUGACGAUGGAGAUGGGGUUGAGGUUCUGGAUGAUGUCGUUGGGGACGCCGUGGAGCUCCAUGGUGCCGGCCUGGAUGGUCAGGUUACCGGUCAUCUGGUUGUAGGCGAGGAAGAAGACGGGCAGGAAGAGGAAGACCUUGCAGGCCAUGAGACCACGGCGGACUUCGUCGACCCAGGCGUCAUCGUAGGUCAUCCAGGCAGGACGCUCAGCGAUGGGGAUACCAGAGGGCUUGGCGACAUUCCAGUCGAACUUGAAAGCCUUGGAGCGGCUGCGGACGAACCAAAACAUGCGCAGGAACUUGGAGAGCAGGGAGCCGGUGGGGGGAGUGAGCUUGUAGUUCUUCUUCUGGGACCAGAGGACGAAGGGGGCAGUGAGGAACAGGAUGGUGGGGAUGAGGAAGGCCAGCCAGAAGCUGUGAAGCUUCUCUACCCAGACCAUGGCGAUCUGUCCAGUGCAAGAGCCCACGUUGAUACAGAAGUAAAAGUACAGGAAGACCCGGGUGUUGGUCACGGCGGGGUCAACAAUGACACGCUCGCCAUUGCGCUCCUCAACACGCAUGCGGCUGUCCUCAUUCUGCUCAGCAAGCAGGGGAGAGACGCAGAGAAGACCAAUGAUGAAGGCAGCGAAGGCUCCGUCGGCCUUGACGAUGACGUCGGGGAUGGAAGAGAUGACGAGGAUAACGUGGGCAAUGGUAGAGAUACCAAUGGCCAGGUGCAGAGUCCAGAAACGACCCAUGCGGGCAUCAGCAAUCCAGGCACUGCGACAUGCGAAGAACUGGUUGAAGAGGGUCAAAGCCUGGGCGGCUCUGGCUCCCAUGCCCAGAGCACCGGGCUUGCCAUCGGUGAUGAUGGGAGAGCCGGUGAGGGAUCCAUCGGGGAGAGGGUUCUUGAUGAAGUUGGUGUACAACACCGAGGAUCCGUAGUAGGAGAAACGCUCGCACAGUUCUACGAAGGCGAUCGUCCACAUGGACCACUUGAUGGGGCCGGAGACACGGCGCAGAGUGCGCAGCUCCUCCUCGGUGGGCUUGUCGGGCCACCACUCGUCGUCGUCGGAGCUCGAGUUGGCGUCAUGGGCCUCGAGGGUCUCCUUGAGGGUCUCCUUCUCACGGGAGACAUCAAGGGACUUCUUGCCGGGGUUGCUGUGCUCAGGGUCGGCCAGACCGGCACGGGCGAUGACGUCCGUGUCGAGAUUGACGGCGUUGGUCAUCUUAGCGACGUUGUUCAGCGAUUCUCUACAAAUUGUCACGCUGUUGUCGUUCCCUUUGGUGGUCACCUAGGAUAG
Messenger RNA from Clonostachys byssicola, 3456 nucleotides. NCBI's taxonomy places the organism in Eukaryota, Fungi, Ascomycota, Sordariomycetes, Hypocreales, Bionectriaceae. The record is from the annotation of a GenBank genome assembly.